AUGUUCUCCAAGGAAGAGAUCCCAUCUAAACCCCUCGCAGACCGCGUCGACGAGUCUGAGGAGGACGCCGAGUCGCUCCAGUCACUUCCCUCUGAAAGGUCAUGGACCAAACGAAUAACAAAAUACAUGACUGCGCUUGCCGUGCUCAUCUUCACAAGCCUCGUCUCCAUGCGUGUCGGAGCCCACCUCGCGACGCGACCGAGUCGCCUUGAUGCUUCUUGCGCGGCUCAUACAACACAAUGGUCACCUGUGCUUCGCGAUAUUGACGUCACGUACUCGACGAAGCACUUCAAUGGGUCUUUUCUGAAGGAGAACAUAUAUCGUCAGAAGGGAUCGCCAGAGGUUGACGCUGCCUGGGAAGCCUUGGGCGUUGACUAUCGCGCCGGUGUCAUCUCCAUUGAGGAUGGCCUCGCCAGCGGACUCGACAUGUCCUUUGUCCAGCGCAACCCCAAAUACGGCGCUGGCUUCUUUGUCAAUGUCGAGGGAAUGCAUCACCUCCAUUGUCUAAACCUGGUGCGAAAGUCACUUUUCUUCAAUUACGACUACUACAAGGCUCUUGGUGAGCACGCUUUCGAGAACAACGACAAGAUCCUGAGCCAUCACGUCACCCACUGCCUUGACAUGAUCCGUCAGGUCUUGAUGUGCAACGUUGACACUGGCGUCCUCGGGCAGGUCUGGGCAAAUCAGGACGAGCCGGCCGCUUUCCCAGAUUUCAAUACACGACAUCAAUGCAAGAACUACGAAGAUGUUCAAGAGUGGGCUAAUAAGCUUCAGGCACCGCCUGCUGAGACCGUCCCCGAGGAUUACUUGGAGCCGCCUAGACAUGGCGACGUCAUCCCCGGUACCCCAUGA
Molecule: messenger RNA, 852 nt
Organism: Verticillium nonalfalfae
Lineage: Eukaryota; Fungi; Ascomycota; Sordariomycetes; Glomerellales; Plectosphaerellaceae
Exons: 6
Coding region: 1-852 (283 amino acids)
Biological process (GO): mycotoxin biosynthetic process
Source: RefSeq, a predicted model, not a curated record